Molecule: messenger RNA, 857 nt
Organism: Drosophila hydei
Lineage: Eukaryota; Metazoa; Arthropoda; Insecta; Diptera; Drosophilidae
Product: PITH domain-containing protein CG6153
Exons: 5
Coding region: 123-761 (212 amino acids)
Cellular component (GO): nucleus
Source: RefSeq, a predicted model, not a curated record
UAGUUUACUCAACUAUCGAUAUACCGAUAGGAAUCUUAAAUUUUAUACAUUUACAAUUACUUGCAUAAAAUUCUUGUCACAUUAUUGUAUACUUUUAUUUAAAACUAUUGUUACUAACAAAAAUGCCACACGGACACUCGCAUGAUCAUGGCCGCGGCUGCAGUCACGAGGCAACCGAUAUCGACAAUGCAUUGGAAAUGGGCAUCGAAUACAGUUUAUAUACAAAAAUUGACAUCGAGAAUACAGAAUGUUUGAACGAAGAAACCGAUGGCAGCGGCAAGACCGUAUUCAAGCCUUACGAAAAACGUUUGGAUACCAGCAAGUUUGUGCAAAGUGAUGCAGAUGAAGAGCUUUUGUUCAAUGUACCCUUUACCGGCAACAUUAAGCUAAAGGGCAUUAUCAUCCGAGGCUCCAAUGAUAAUACACAUCCGAAUAGGCUUAAACUCUUUAAGAAUCGACCAAAGAUGACAUUUGAUGAUGCCCGUGGUAAGGCGGAUCAGGAGUUCGAAUUGACGCGCGAUUGUCGGGGAGAAGUUGAAUACUCGCCCAAAGUCGUGACAUUUUCCUCUGUGCAUCAUUUGUCGCUGCAUUUCCCUAGCAACUUUGGUGAUGAUAAUACACGCAUUUACUAUAUAGGAUUUCGCGGUGAGUUUACGGAGGCACAUUAUCAUGGCGUGACAAUUUGCAACUAUGAGUCACGUGCCAAUGCCGCCGAUCACAAGGAAAAAGCUUUCGAUGGUGUGGGUCGAGCCAUACAGUAACAAACAGAUUAAUGAAUCGAGAGGAAAGAGAAUAUAAAAGCACUGAAUUUGUAAUACUUACGAUGCUGUAAAUUAAACUUUUACACUAUAGAGAAA